AUGACCGUGUCCUACGUCCGAUCUCCUAGCUUUUUCAGUCACAACACUUUCACCGAUCUCAACCAAGCUUCGCCACAGCACUCUCCGCUCGCCUCUUGCGCAUCUCUCGAUCCCACAACAUCUCCUGUCGUUGGCUUCUCGUCUCCACGCUCCGCUUCGCGUGCUUUCGGCACCCCUAGCCCAGCUGCGGGCUCAUCUUCAAGUCCACACAAGCAGCAGCUGCUCGCCUCUUCAGCAUCAGCUCCCAUUCCUCUAGCCCAGCUGGCCGAAGCUAACAGCAUCGUUGUCCCCAACGAUUGCAUGGAAGCUGGCCUCAGCCUGAGACCAAGUCCACUACUACUCAGCCACGACUUUGAGUCUGAGCCACAUACAUCCGACACCGAAGGUCCACGCACCUCAUACGACUCUGAUCCUCUCGAAGACCUCGAAUCGUCCAACUCUCGCUAUCAAUCUCUUCUCACCGGCGACAUCGAUCUCGACCGUUUCGUUUAUCGACGUCCCUACGUCGACCGUGCUUUCUAUCAUUCUAAUCGUCGAAGUCAGCUCAUCUUUGAACAAAAAAUUUAUCAACAACGCUCCAGCGCACAAUCCCAACAGGACGCAGCACAGACGGCUUCGACUUCUACCUCACCAACUCGACAGCUCAAAGCAAGACGUCCAGGUACUGCACCCCAACGAGCUUCUCCAUCCGCACACACACCAGGGUCUGCUCCUGGACGCCUCGACUUUGCAAGCAGAGGCCUCGUGACAACUUCCAGUGGACUUCGAGAGCUCACAACCGGUGCAUCAGCACAACGUGCCUCCAACAGAGCUUCCUGGAUCCGUCGCACUCGCGAGUUUGAGGCUCUGAGCGACUCGCACCAUCACAGUAACACAUCCACCGCUCUAGAACCAGCAGCAUCGAUUGCAGCCUCGAUUGCAGCCUCGCGCCGUCACAGUAGCUUCUUGGCUGGCGACUUUCGAUCCGCCACCUUGAUGCCUGUCCUUGCAAGCAACAGCUUCGAUCCACACUUGUACCGCGCCAACAAACGCCGGAGCGGUAUCUUUGACAAGCCAGCAAAGGCAUCAUCUACAUCCAACCUUUCCACAUCCCCAGUCCUCGUGGCGGCCUCUGCUUUGGCGGGUGCCAAAUCGUCCAAACGCAACUCGAUGCUUUCCACCGACUCUUCAGCGACGUCCUCGUCAAAGGGCGGUCGUCGCUCGAUCGAGAAUGCCGAGUUUGAAGGCGACGAUGCACAUCAGCAAGCACAGAGCUCUGUUUCGUCAGGAUGCGGUCAUGAUGACACUCCAGCAACCAAGUCUGCAACAUGGAAGGCUGAUACCGAUAGGGUUGGUCAAGACAAAGUUGCGGAAGUCUUCACUACUCCAAGAACGAGUGCAGAUCACGAUACGGCUACCGAUUCCAAGCUUGUCGAGUCAGUCAAGGUACCUGUCACCGUCGUCGAUGAGACUUUGCUCACAAAACCACUUCCCGACCCACCGUCACAGGACAAUAGCCUGCUCACCACGCCCACCGAACUGGAAGCACCAUUGGAAGCUAGCACCGACUCUGCUACAGACCCUGAGCUCGUUGCUGCGCCCGCUACUUCAUCCGCGAUUCUUAGCCCAGUCCAGACUGCUGUGCUCCCACCAACGCCCACAGCGCCCGAGUGGACACCAUCAGCAAUCGACCCGGUUUCUCCAACUAGCAGCCCAGUGAAAACCUUCCGGUCUUUGAACACCGACGGAUUUCGUCGCAACUCUCAGGCUUCGCUUGAAGUUCGUUCGCCAGGCAACCCUGCCAGUCCUUUCAGCACGCUUGCUAAUCCCAGUGGCAAAGCAAAUGGUAACAAUCACCUGCUCGCAUCUGCCAGCAGGCGCGACAGCUCUGCUUCCAUCGCCUCUGCCGCCAGUUCGACCUCGACAUAUCGUAUCCGAACAAAGCAUGUGCCUUCUGAUGCUGACGAAUUGUCCCCUCAAGACUCGCCAGCUACGCAGGAUGUUCCGUUGCCAGAGGUCAGCACCUACAGCAACGCUGAGAAGGACGAUGUGUGCACUGUUCGGCACACGCGUACUCCCAGUGGCUCGGACUUUAUGCGAACAGCCCAAGAGGCUGCAUCGGCUCAUAUGCUCGCCAACGACAAGCGUCCUAGCACUGCAGUCUUUUCCACCGCCACCUCAGAUCAGGAAGGGCUUGCUGUCGGAAGGCAGCUUCAUGGCAGCGCAUCGACCCGCGAUUUUUCGACCAACAACACUUUGGGUCUCGGUACUCCACCUUCUACAGCAGAAGGAGCUGCACCGACCACUGCGGAAUCCCGUACGCCUUCGCGAGCGACGAUCAAGAGGCCUACAACAGCGCCUGUCAGUUCUGCAAGCCAGUUCCGCUCAGCGGACGAUGCUGCCAACAAUGCAAUGAUGGAGGUAGAAGGCAUGCAAUUCGUCCUUGGCAAGCAAGAAAGGAAGGGCAAGGCUCCUCAGGAAGCCACUUCGCCUUCGAUCCCCAACGCCGUUCGAUUCAUACAGGAUCAGCGAGUUGGUAGCAACAGUGGCGAAACUGCUAGCCCCAGCAAGCGUGAUUCUCUGUUGGACAAGCGCAAGUCGGCCAGCAUCAAGGACUCGACUCGCUCCGAUGGCGCUAGUGCAAAGACGUCCAGUCUCAACGCAUCAUCAGGACGCAGUGGAGCAGGAGGAGAAGCAGCAGGAAUCAACUCAGCUGGCGGUUGGGGUCUGGAGCAAGAGCUCAAGAUCGUGGAUAGAGUUAGGGAUCCGCAGGGCAGUGCUGAGCCCAAGCCACGACCGGCCUCAAUGGAUAAGAGCAAGAAGUCACAGGAAGCUUCAGCUGCCAAAGCCCAGCUUAAGAACAGCAUGCUCAUGAACAUCAUCAACGAGGACGAGUCGGACGAGGUCAAGGCUGCUGCCCGCGAAGCUGGUAUCCCAGAAGGCUCGUACGCCAUUCACCCUCCCUCGAUGCUGCAGAUCUUUGAAGCAUCACAGUGCCUCGUCUACAACCAGAAGGGCGAGGAAGUCAUCUUUGGCGAUCUGUUCAAGAAGCGACGUACGCUGGUCUGUUUCCUUCGACAUUGGUGGUGUGGUUUCUGCCAACAGUUUGCCAGGUCGAUCCGCAACAUUGACCCAUUGCCGCUAAAGAAAGCCAACCUGGACUUCAUCAUUGUUGGUCAGGGUGACUGGCAUGUGAUCAAGGCGUAUCGAGAGGUGAUGCAGGUGCCCUAUCCAAUGUUUGCUGAUCCCAAGCGAAACAUCUACAGGGCUCUUGGCAUGACGCUUCGAACCAACGAUGCGAGCCCUGUUUGCGCUCGACCCGACUAUGCGAACAUGGGCAUGACCAAGGGUAUCUUGGUUGCUAUCAAGAAGGGUCUGUUCGACAUGCCCAUUCGCAAUCCCGGUGACAUGAAGCUGCUCGGAGGAGAUUUCAUCCUUGGACCUGGUCUGCAAUGCUCAUUCACCCACCGCAUGACUACGGCAGAUGGACAUAUGGAUAUCCCUCGAAUUCUAGCCCAAGCCGGUUGCGAUCUGUCGCUCAGGACGCCUAAACCCAAGAUGACCGUCGAUGAGAAGGAUGCACGAGCAGCCAUGUUGGCGGGUGGAAACCAGAACCGCCCUCGUUCGCUCGGUCGAUCGCGAGGAAAGAAGUCGAACAAGCCCGACCCGGCCAUGUUGGAUCAAAGCCUUGGUAGCGCCAAUGGUCACUCAGCAACUGGCGCAAACGGCACUGGCAGCACAAACUCGCGCUCCAACCGUCUUAGCUUGUGGGGCCGCUUCCCAGGUCGAUUCAGCAUAUCACAGGUCUCGUUGCCUACAUCCGGAUCGGUUGUGGAUCUCAACGCCGACUUUGUACCUUCUCGAAGGCUCAGCGCUGGACCGCGAUCGGCUUCCGCAAUGCGUAAGAUCUCGUACGAUGGACGUGUGCGCGACUCUUUCGAGACACAGCAGACGGAUAUCGAGUUCGAAUCGCGUGCUACUUCGAUUGAUACACGUUGGCGUCCUAGUGAUGUUUCGGCAUCUACAGGGUUGAGCUCACUACACAAAGCCCAGUCAAUGUCGGAGCUUCGGAGGAGGUUCGAGAUGAGCUCGAUGAGCAGCUUGGGUGGGUUCAGGAACAGGAACCGUCAGGAACCUUCGGCUGCAAAGCUGUCGCUCGAGAGUCAUCUGGCUAUGCCAGGUAGUGGUGGCAGGAACGACUUGCGUCACAGUGCCUCGAGCACGUCGCUUUGUGGAGCCAAGGCCAAUGCAAAUGGCAACGACGGGGCAAGUGGUGCUGCUACAGCGACGCAGCAGUCGACGUCUGCUCAGAACGGUUCAAAGCCUUUGUCCGUCUUCCGCAACAAUGUCAUCUCUCGAUCCAACGGUGUCACUUCGCCCGCACCCGCUGGAUUGGACAUCGCUGCUGCUGGUGAAGAGUCGACAGAUGGGGCAAUCAAUGCUACCGCCGGAGACAAGACGAUGGUGGAGGACGACACAAACAAGGUAACGGCACCACCCAAGUCCAUGGCAGAGCUGGCCGCACCAGGGAGCUUCCUGAUGGACCUCGAUGUGUACGACUCGAUCUUUCGCCAGCCUUCACAAAAGAACCCUACCAACGGCAAACAAAACUUCUGCUCAGUCAACGCCGGUCUCUUCCCCAGCGCAUUCAGCGACAGCAGCUUCACCGAAGAAGCAGCUGAUGCAGACAGUGACACUGAUCCUUCGAUGUCAGCAACUCAAUCUCCUGUUCGAUCGCAACGCACCUCUGCCAGCAACAGCUUUUACAGCUUCAAGACGUUCCAUGGCAAGAAGUUCCGUGGCAAGACGUUCCGUGGCAAGACGAACCUCGAGCAUUUGCCUGAAGAGGCUGAUGAGGAGGAAAGUGAUGCUGAUGAUGAGGAAGAGGAGAAUGAUGAGCCAAUUCAGUUUGAAGAUGGUCGAUCUGGGCUCUCCUGA
Messenger RNA from Ustilago hordei, 4917 nucleotides. RefSeq lists its product as uncharacterized. The transcript has a single exon. Lineage: Eukaryota; Fungi; Basidiomycota; Ustilaginomycetes; Ustilaginales; Ustilaginaceae. The record is from RefSeq and is a predicted model, not a curated record. The coding region runs from base 1 to 4917 and encodes 1638 amino acids.